This is a messenger RNA of Colletotrichum godetiae, 1988 nucleotides long. RefSeq lists its product as uncharacterized. Bases 82 to 1662 code for a protein of 526 amino acids. The record is from RefSeq and is a predicted model, not a curated record. Lineage: Eukaryota; Fungi; Ascomycota; Sordariomycetes; Glomerellales; Glomerellaceae. The transcript is spliced from 2 exons.
GCGAGGUAAACUGACCAAACACUGCCAUUCGACUCAACACGCUGACUGAAUUUGGUAGGCGCGAGCAGAUUACCUUGAGCGAUGACCCAGGAUUCGUUCCUACAAGUGUCAUGCCCUACUUCACCAUCGGCGAGGACGGCAAUCCCUUUCCAACUCGACUUCUCCCAGUCGCCAGAUAUCCCGGAUUUCCGCUUGCCUUCCCCCUUCGCGCAAGGAUCUGCACAGAAGACGCUCCUUCCUCGAUCUCGGGACGAUAUGGAACUCGACAUGAAUGCAAACCCGUUUGGAGCUCUGGAUGACUUCGACAACUUUGGCGGCGUGGAGCUAGCCAUUGACGAAAAUGGGGCAGUAAUACUGGACGAAGAUGAGCUCGAGUUAGCCGUGCUUGCAGGAAUCGAUAUGGAUGAGGCCGACUUUCCAAUUCGGCAAGAUCAGGGUGCGGACGCGCAUCAGGUUGCUGGCGAUGUCUCCGCUGUCGACGCUCAAGAUGCUGUUCCCUUGCUCGGAAGCGAUCCUCUUCCAGUCUCGGAUGAUGCGUCAUUGGUCCCUAGAACUCCGCGGGGAGCUCAGAGUGAUCAAGCUGUUGCUCCUUCCAAGAAGCGCCGCCGUAUUAUAAAGCUGGAUAACGGCACGCAACUCUCCCGUUCAACCCUCAAAUCCUGGCAGGAAAACUAUCUCGACAACGCGGAAAGAGCAAACAAAAGGCGCAAAGGCAGUGCCAUCCAAGCGAAAGAAAACGCCUACUUCUUUGUUUUUGGAAAGGGCAUUGGAGGCGUGGGUACCUAUGGGGCUGACUUCCCCUUGGCUGAAAUGUUCGCGGGCAAAGGCCUUGGAGAUAUCGUUUACGGCCCACCCACCGAAGAAGAGCGCGAGGCUCAGACAACUUCUCCCAAGAGCCGUCGAAGACGAGCAGGCGAUGCAUUUGGAGAGGAUGGCGAUGGAAAUAUGGACCGAAACGUUCGGCCCAGGGUCGACGAGACUCCACAGCAGGGCCGCUCUAUGGACGACGACAUUGGCUUCGAGAUGGAAGUCGGCGAUGAUUCAAUGCCCGAGAUGGGCAUGGAAGCUGGCCAGCCAAUGCGCGACAACCAUUCAUCCUCCAUGAUGCCUUGGGCCCAAACCCCCUCGGUGGGCAGAGGCUCUUCCGUUGUCAGCCACAGCGCUCAGCGGCAUAGUCGUCAGAAGUCUGCCAGCAUCCGCGGAAGCAGCAUGCCACCGUUCGAGCCGCUUCAUGAUGCGCAGCAGACGGAUGAUUUCGACGCCCUUCCCUUCGACAUGCCAGCGUCACAGGAUUUGGCUUCCGAAGGACCGGCCGGGAUUCUGGUCGAUGCCCAGCAGGAAGGCGAGAACGAUUCUCAAUGGAUGCGAUCGAUGCUCGACACCGCAAGUGGGGAGUUCCUGCAAUGGACUGAGGAAGAGGCCAAAAAGACGGGCCAGAUUAAGGAGGGUGAUGUGAAGAAGAACCGCCGAUGGGUCGAGUUCGAUGAUCUCAUUGAGCCCACGAAGCAGAACCACGUCGUCGCGGCCCAGGCGUUCUACCACGUGCUGUCUCUAGCGACCAAGGACGCCAUCACGGUCGAGCAGCAUGUCGCGGACCUUCAGCCCUUCGGUCCCAUUCGAAUUGGAAUUGAUAUGACGGCGCACAUCAACAGCGAGGAGUGACGACGGAACGACGUAUUCAACGAUCGAUUUUUACAAGACAUAACGAGAUGGGGUGUCAAAUGCUGCAAGCUGCUUGGACGUAAGAAUCGGGGAAGAAAUUUGCUCGCUUGAAAAGUUUGUUUCGGGAAGGGAGGUUCGUUUUUCAUUUUCUGCGCCUUUGAUUUUCAACUUUGCCGCGCGAUGCAUUCGAUUUUUCGGGUCAGGAUGAAGGGGUUUCAUCCGGAAAGGUCAUUCAAGUAAGACGUUUCAUCUUCAAGAUGGGAAGACGCCCAAGAAUUUCUGCCAUCAAGGUACCAGUCGGGGGAGGAGAAUUUGGGAACUCAGAA